Messenger RNA from Danio rerio (zebrafish), 5958 nucleotides. NCBI's taxonomy places the organism in Eukaryota, Metazoa, Chordata, Actinopteri, Cypriniformes, Danionidae. The record is from RefSeq and is a predicted model, not a curated record.
UAAAGCUUGUGUGAAGACCUUUCAUUUUUGAAUUGGCCCUUCAGCAAAUCUUUUUAUUCAGAUUUAACUAAUAAAAGAGUUUAUUAGUUGUGUUUACCACAAAGAACAAAAACACAAAUGUUUUACCUUUCCGAGGUACAUAAUGGUGUGCAGCAGCUGCAUGGUUGUAAGUCAUACACUUUGUCAUAAAGUUUCUGCAAUGAAACCCCACAGGAUUAUUACAUUUUCAAUAAUUGCCUCUCUGGUUAGGUUCCAAGGACAUUCCCACAGUAAGGGGUAAAUCAGUGCUGGUACUGCGCAGUGCUAAAGCCAAACCAAAGAAGCUUCCUAUAGUGGACACUCACACUUUCACCCUCCAUCCCUACAAUAACCUUCCCACAACUGCAACUCAGCCAUGAAAGAGCCAUUACAGUAAUCACUCCUCCUGCCAUGCAGCAGAGUCAGAAUGAUGCAGGACGUAAGCAUGCUUUACCUGGCCUUCGGGGUUUCAAAAGGGUCAAAGCGUGCUUCAAAAACAGAGCAAGUUUUCAUUGGCAUGACACCACUGAGCUAGGAAUUGAUAUUGAUUAUGUCCUGAGUGUGCUGCAGUCUGUCUUUCUCUCCUCUCACAGAUCUCUUCAUCAGCCGGUGUUGCCAGCAGGAGGGGUGCAGGGAGGGGUGAUAGAUAAAUAAAUAAGCCAAUAAAGGGUGCAUUGAGAGGGGGUGUGUGUAGCCAGGGGAAGAGGGUGCCUGCUCAAACAGUCCCGAGUCUUGUUGAAGGCUGGCUGCACUGCAGAGCACAGAGGAGAAGGGACCUUGAAGGAUUUGGGCUGCACUGCAGAAAGAUGCCACUGCAGUACAGCGCGGACACCACUGGCGGACCCCCGUCCUCCUCCACCCAGGUGAGAACUUAAUUCAGUGCUCUUAUCAGAGGCCUUCAUGUCCUGGGACGACAAGGAGGGAGAGACGCAAAGAGAAGGCGAGGGAAGCAGAACAGGAGGAGGAGAGGAGGGUGAUGGUGCUGUAUUUUUGGAUAAGGGAUCUCCUGAAUUAAGUGUGGCUGGAAUAAAGAUGUAGUGUGAGCAGGAGGCUGAACAAGGACGGUGCUGUACUCCACUGUGCUGGAGAGAAGAGGAGAGGAGAGGACGCACACACGCUCUCACACAUACACACACACACACCGGAGGAAAGAGCCCACCGUCACAGCUGCGGGGCUGGGAAGCCAUUCAUCUCGCUUCCUCAUCUCACCUGCUGCCCUCCCUCUUCAGUCCUGGCCAUUCCCAGCCCCCCUUCAUUCCUUUGUCAGGGUCCUGUCUUAUAUCCAAAGUCCUCAUUCUGUCUGGUGCACACCUGAGAACACAGACUAUCUCUGAACAAGAGAAGGCAUCGGCUGGUCACCCUCUGCCAACCUGCCAUGCACCUGUGACUUCAUACAGAUACUUUUGGAUGUGAUUUUCUACCCUUUCAUCUUUGACCACCUGCUUCAGUCAGGGCUGAGAAUCCAUGAUCAUCCCUACCAUCACAGCAUCCUGCAUCUUCCCUGUUUAACACUGGAGGAGAUUUGGUAACCAAGGAUCUGAUUGUCAUGGAUUGAUCUCCACCUGGGCAUCUCAUCAUGACUACAAUGCCCUCUCGCUUUGGCACUGCGGUGCGGAUCUUCAUCACCACCUUAUUUGCAGCAGUGGUGCUUUUCGCAAUCCUACUAGCCUAUGUGACAGGUUACCAGUUCAUCCACACAGAGCAGCACCAUCUGUCUUUUGGCUUGUACGGUGCAUUUCUAUCCCUCCACCUUCUCCUGCAGAGUCUCUUCGCCUACCUGGAGCACAGACAAAUGCGAGGCCCCUCCAGACCGCAGCACCUGCGCCGCACUGUGGCCCUCUGCAUUGCAGCCUAUCAGGAAGAUCCAGACUACCUUCGCAAGUGUCUGCGGAGCAUUCGCCGCAUUUCUUUUCCCGGGCUGAAAGUGGUGUUGGUGGUGGAUGGCAAUCGGCAGGAGGAUGCCUACAUGAUGGAUAUCUUCCAGGAGGUGAUGGGGGGAGUGGAGCAGACAGGCUGUGUGGUGUGGAAAGGGAAUUACCACAGUAACGGGGAUGGAGGAGGAGGAGGAGGGAAAGGCUCGGUGCAUGCCGAAGAGGCUGCACGAGUGGCCAGAGUGGUGCGGAGCUGCCGUUACUCCUGCAUCAUGCAGGAAUGGGGUGGCAAGAGGGAAGUGAUGUAUACAGCCUUCAAAGCACUUGGAGAUACAGUGGAUUACAUGCAGGUAUGUGAUUCAGACACUGUACUUGAUCCAGCAUGCACUAUUGAGAUGUUGAAGAUUCUAGAGGAGGAUCCUGAUGUGGGAGGAGUUGGAGGAGAUGUUCAGAUUCUGAACAAGUAUGACUCCUGGAUCUCCUUCCUGAGCAGUGUCCGCUAUUGGAUGGCCUUCAAUGUGGAGCGGGCCUGCCAGUCUUAUUUCGGAUGUGUGCAGUGCAUCAGUGGACCUCUAGGAAUGUACCGUAACUCUCUCCUUCAGCAGUUCUUAGAGCCCUGGUACCACCAGACCUUCCUAGGAAGCAAGUGCAGUUUUGGUGAUGAUCGACAUCUCACCAACCGCGUCCUUAGCUUUGGCUUCAAAACCAAGUUCACGGCACGCUCUCAAUGCCAGACCGAGACCCCAACACAAUACCUGCGUUGGCUCAAUCAGCAGACCCGCUGGAGCAAGUCUUACUUUCGAGAGUGGCUCUACAAUGCUCUUUGGUUCCACAAGCACAGCCUGUGGAUGACCUAUGAAUCUGUGGUUACUGGGUUCUUCCCCUUCUUUCUGGUGGCUACAGUCAUCCACCUGUUCUACAGAGGCCGGUUGUGGAACAUCUUACUCUUCUUGUUGACGGUCCAGCUGGUGGGUAUGGUGAAGGCCACCUACGCCUGCUUCCUGCGGGGCAGCCUUGUCAUGAUCUUCAUGUCACUCUACUCACUGCUCUACAUGUCAAGCCUGCUCCCUGCUAAGAUCUUUGCCCUGCUGACUAUUAACAAAGCAGGAUGGGGCACAUCAGGCAGGAAAAAGAUGGUAGUAAACCUUAUUGGAGCUGUGCCUGUUACUGUGUGGACAGCCAUUCUGCUUGGUGGAGUGGUUUACACCAUUUACUGCGAGGUUCAAGAACCUUUUACCGAGACUGAGAAGGCUCUUCUUAUCGCAGGCACCAUUGUCUAUGCCUCUUACUGGCUUAUACUCCUGGUGCUCUACCUGGCCAUAGUGGCCAAACGUUGUAACAAAAGAGAAGAACAGUUCCACCUUUCCUAUGCCGAAGCCUAGCAUGGUUUAUAUGCUGCCUAAAUGCUGUCGGGGCUUAUCUGAAAUGGCCCUAUAAUACAUGGUGCUGCAAUCCUGGUUAUAAUUAUGGAUCAUGUGCAAGUUUAAGACUGUCAGUUGUUUUAGCUAUGUUAGCUACAGCUACUCGUGAAGUUUCAAACAGUCCAUAUAAAAUAAUUAAAAGCUUUUGAAAAAGCCAUGAUUUACAUGAGCUGAAAUCAGGAAUGGUGCUUCUUGUGUUUAUAAAGCACACAGAGGAGGCACCGGCUGAGGUGGGCACAAAACUUGAGCCAAAGUUUAGCAUAAAACUGAUAGGUAAUGUAGUUACAGUAAGUUGGCAUGGUCAUGUUAUUUGUGUUUAGACUUUGAGAAAUUUAAAGGUUAGAGAAAAGUGUGCACCUCACUAGAGGAAACCUGCAUAGGACCCUAAGCUGGUCUUACUUGCCAAAUCCAGUCAGUAUUUUAUUGUCUUCUUUCUGACAAUCCAGCAUACUUUAUCUUUAGAUAUUCUGGUGCUGCUGAUACUUUUGUGGCGGAGCAUGAACAUUCAAUAAACAAACAGCAUUUAACUUUUAAUUUUAAUUUAGUUCACAAAUAUUUGCUACACUGUAUAUAUUUACAGUGCAUAAAGUAACUCCAGUUCCAGGAAUGGAUAAUGUCAGGCAAACAAAGAGGAUUCUUUUCUAGCAUUUAGUGUGCUUUAUUCUACCAUGUCCAGUGGAAAAAGUGUCACAUGGUCUCCUAAUAUUACUCCCAUUCUCCUUUUUACCCAUGAAAGUCUUAGCACAACCAUCAUUUAAAACAAAUACAUUGUUGUUAUUAUUUUCACUAUUUAGUGAAAGUGUUGCAAUUAACAAGGACAUUAAUAUUUAACCCACCCCCCAAUCUCAAGACAAUAGAAUUAAGGUACAUUCUGUUCAAGUUCUAAGUAGGGAUGCUCAUUUCGGUUAAUUUUGCUAACUGACAACCGUUGAUCGUUAAUCGGAUAUUAACAGUUAACUGGUCACAUUACUAUUAAAUUAUUAUUUAAAUUUUUUAAACAAAUUAACGUGUCUAUUUUGUGUCUGACACAUUAAAUAUUGCAUUUUAAAAUACUGAUUUAUUUUAGCAUAGCAUAUAGUAACAGAAUAUAACAACAGAGCAUCUUUACGCACCUGCUGUGUUUCCUAAAGCAUAGAAAAACAAAAUAAAAUUAAUAAAAUAAAUAGGCCUGCCCCAAAUUAUUUUCACUAAAUAAUUCAUUUAGAUUACAAAAUGAAAACACUGAGUGAAUCCUUUAUAAAAACUGGCAUAGGCUGUCUUUUUUCCAAUCAUGUGUUUUUGUCUUCCGUCAAAUAAAAAUAACAGACUUCCUCAAAUCGCUCGCUCCACGGAAAAUAUGCAUUGAUUUAAUGCCCCGAUGUUAUUAUUAUUAUAUCACAAAACUUUUUUACCUUUUUAAUAGAAAUCAUUAUUUUAAAGAUUACGUCUUGCUACAUUGUUUCCUCACUUACUUGCGGUUCAAGUGCGCCCGCUGCGUAAUGUAAAGACAAUACUGACAACAUGCGCAUAUGUUGAGUUUUUGUAAACAGUUUUGUUGUUAGAAUAUGAUAUUGCAUUAACUUGCAUACAUGCUUUAUAAACUGUAAAACGAAAGCUAAAGCCUAUUUGUUGUGUUAAUGACACAGAUCCAGGAGGCGAUCAGCAUCAGCGCUGGUUUGGCAUCAACUCAUCUGUAUCAAACAGCAACAUUCUUCCAUUUUGCUUCUUUGCCAAAUAUGUGUGUAGGCACGUGUGGUCAUACGUUAUCACUCCGUCCCGCGAGUUAACCAAUAAGUCUGAUCACAGCAAACAUGAUUUUCCAUUCCAAAAACGUAAUGUGCACCUCACUCCUUUUAUGUUGACAAGGAAAAAAAGGUAUAUUUAAAAAUAUUGUGAUAUUUAAGAUUCUUAAAUUCAUAAAGCUCUGGAUAACUUGAAACAGCGAGCACUAUUCUCUCCUACAUCUUUAAAAGUUCUCUGUAGUUGUCAGAAACUGCUGCUGUGGGAUGAGCAGCGUGCAAAACACUUGGGGCGGUUAGUAAACCAUUCAAAAGACGCCCCUCUUAACGCAAAAAGCGCAUUCAAUCAAUAAAAUAAUAUUUUUUUAAUCGUUUAGCUGAUAACAUUAAUCGGUCACCUAUUCGGUUAACGGUUAAUCGAUUAUUUUGAGCAUCCCUAGUUCUAAGCCCAAGCAGCGAUGGAUGAAAAUAUAUACUGUUGAGUUGAAGUCACGCAUAAUUUUUUAAUGUAAACUUUGAAUAAUAUUUUAAACUGUAUAUUUAUAUGGAGGUUUAUAAUUUAAGUGUUGAGCUUAAUCACCUGAUUCAAUGUUUAACCUCAGAAGCAUGUUGUUUUGAUGAUAUAAUAAUAUUACUGCUUUUUCCCACUUAAAAAUGUAUAUUAACUACAUACGGGCCUAAUAUCUAGUUUUUGCAUUUUAACUUAAUAUUACAGAAUACAACCACCUUUGCAAAUCCUAACAAUAUUAUUAAUAUAAUUCCCAUUAGUUUGUUUGAAAUGUUCAGUUAGCUAGAGAAAUUAAUUUAAAUUAAAAACCAACUGAAUUAGCUUUAUGGUAUGCAAAGCUAGUAUUUCUGUUGUUUUUCCGUCCUCAGCCUACCCAAUGCAACAAUUAGUGCAUUUACAAUUUAACUUUUUUUUUUUUUUUU